AUGAUCUUCGGCGGUCUAGAAAUUGUUGCUGGAGGUUACCUGAUCCAUAGGCAUUAUAAGCGCAAGGACGCGAAGAAGAGGCAGGAAGAUGAGCUCGAGGCGCGGCGUCACAACACGUUCCCGGGUGCAGGAAAGUCUCCGAGUCACCUCCAGCAGCAACAGUACCAGCAGCGCCCUGCCGUAGCGCCGCAGAAGUAUGCCUGCUAUGGGACUCCGCAACCCCAAGUACAACAGCAGAGCCCAUAUCCGGCUCAGCCUCACGUGCAGCCUCGUCCAGGCCCGCCCCAGCACGCCCAAACCUUCAACAUCCCCCGCCGUCCCGUGCCCGAGCGAAAGCAGCCGCAGAUCAUCAUCGAGCCGUCACUGCAACGCACCGACUCAUUCGCGACGCUCUCUCGCAUGCCCGUCGCAAACGGAUACCGCCCCCACGACGUCCCCGAAGAUCCUCCGAUCGUACCGCCUCGACGACACGCAUCUGGCGGAUUGUCCCCCGCUACAGCAACACAACACGGAGUAUAUGGCAAUGCAGGCUUCUCUGUCUCGACGCCAGCUUUUGGCGCCACGGCGACCUCCCCGGGUGGCUUGACAUACACCAUGGGCACGGCUGAAGAGGCCUAUGGGGCUCAUUCGGUAGACGAUAAUUGGGAGGCGUAUGGGUAUUCUGGCACGGCGCGGCCACACUAUGCUCCCACGGAGGCGUCUACACAGCUCGGAGAGCGGGACCCGCCGCCUCCAUAUACUCCGUGA
Messenger RNA from Parastagonospora nodorum SN15, 747 nucleotides. RefSeq lists its product as hypothetical. The transcript has a single exon. The record is from RefSeq and is a predicted model, not a curated record. Bases 1 to 747 code for a protein of 248 amino acids. NCBI's taxonomy places the organism in Eukaryota, Fungi, Ascomycota, Dothideomycetes, Pleosporales, Phaeosphaeriaceae.